Fonsecaea pedrosoi CBS 271.37 is the source of this 336-nucleotide messenger RNA. RefSeq lists its product as uncharacterized. The transcript has 2 exons. Bases 1 to 336 code for a protein of 111 amino acids. NCBI's taxonomy places the organism in Eukaryota, Fungi, Ascomycota, Eurotiomycetes, Chaetothyriales, Herpotrichiellaceae. The record is from RefSeq and is a predicted model, not a curated record.
AUGACGGCCUACGACGCGGUGGAAAAACAAAACUCGUCUUUGUUCUACUGUUUGCAGGCCACCGUCCCCGUGGAUCGUUACUCAGAGUUCCAAAUGAGCCCUGUGAGUCUACUUCGCCAACGCCGCCAAAGCAUCCAUUACCCUCAAUUUUGUGCUCUAGACGGAUUUGCGCGUGGUGCCAGGAGACUGUUCAAGAAAAAGUAUCGACGUUCUGACGGAGAGCCUUACUGCCGAUUGUCAUAUGAGCUGCAGGUGGAAAAUACCGAGUCCGGACUGAUGAAGUAUUCGCUAUUGAUCGAGGCCAGAGAGUAUUCUGCUGUGGAUGCCAUUUAUUGA